ACGUGCCCGGGGGGACAGGGACAGCACCGGCGGUACCGGGGCCGUGGGACCGGGAGGCUGCGGGAACCGCGCCCCGCAGGCCCGCACUCCACCCCUGAGGCUGUGAGAGGCGCGGGGCCCCCGGCACCCCGGUGCGCGCGGUCGGGGUCUCGGUUCCGGCACUCUGGAGCAGUUGACACCCCGCCGGCCCCGGCCUGGCCGUAAGCGCCAAGGCCACUGUCCCUGACCUCGAGGCGUUCCCGCCUCCCCGGGUGCGCUACAUAAACCCCGGCCCCGCUGUGCUGCUCUGCGGCGAUGGCCGGCGCGGGGGCACGAGCCCCGCUGGGUCUGCGGCGGUGGCUGUCCUCGCCUGCCCCGGCGCCUCGGGUCUGCGUGGUGGGCAGCGGCCCCGCCGGCUUCUACACAGCUCAGCACAUCCUCAAGCACCAUGGUGGGGCCCUGGUGGACAUCUAUGAGAAGCUGCCUGUUCCCUUUGGGCUGGUCCGUUUUGGAGUGGCCCCAGACCACCCUGAGGUGAAGAACGUGAUCAACACCUUCACACAGACAGCACACUCGGAGCGCUGUGCCUACUACGGAAAUGUCACCGUGGGAAGGGAUGUGACAGUGCCGGAGCUGCAGCGGGCAUACCAUGCCGUGGUGCUGAGUUAUGGUGCUGAAGACAACCGAGUCCUGGGGAUCCCAGGGGAGAACCUCCCUGGUGUUUACUCAGCCCGAGCCUUCGUGGGCUGGUACAAUGGGCUGCCCGAGAACCGCGAUCUAAAGCCUGACCUGAGCUGUGACACAGCACUGAUUCUGGGUCAUGGCAACGUGGCACUGGACAUUGCCCGGAUCCUGCUGUCCCCACUGCAGCUCCUCAGGAAGACAGACAUCACUGACAGCUCCCUGGCAGCUCUUGCUUGCAGCAAGGUGAAGCGUGUCUGGCUGGUUGGGAGGAGGGGACCUCUCCAAGUCGCUUUCACCAUCAAGGAGCUGCGGGAGAUGAUAAACCUGCCUGGUGCCAGAGCUGUCCUGGACCCUGCUGACUUCACAGGCCUCGAAAGUGCUGUCAAAGAUGCUCCCAGGCCCAGGAAGCGACUGACUGAGCUGAUGAUGAAAACAGCCCUGGAGAAGCCAGUGGAGAUGCAGGCAGGGGCAGCAGCUCCCCGGGAGUGGGGGCUGAAGUUCCAGCGCAGCCCCCUGGAAGUGCUGCCCAGUGCUGAUGGGAGCAGGGCGAGGGGUGUCCGCCUGGCCCUGACCCGCCUGGAGGGCUCGGGUGACUCUGCCAAAGCCGUUCCCACUGGAGAUGAGGAGGAGCUGGAGUGUGGGCUGGUGCUCAGCAGCAUUGGCUACCGGAGCCUGCCGCUGGACCCGGCUGUGCCCUUCGACAGCCAGCGCGGGGUCAUCCCCAACAGCUCGGGCAGAGUGGAGGGUGUCCCAGGUCUGUACUGCAGUGGGUGGGUGAAGAGAGGACCCACAGGCGUGAUCAUCACCACCAUGAACGACAGCUUUGACACUGCCCAGUCCGUGCUGGAGGAUCUCCAGGGGGGUGUGCUGGAUGCAUCCCCCUUCAGAGAAGGCUUUGGGCUCGUGGAGAGCAUCCUGCGCAGCCGAGGGGUCCGUCCUGUUUCCUUCUCGGACUGGCAGAAGAUUGAUGCUGCUGAAGUGGCGAGAGGCAAAGCUGCUGGCAAACCCCGGGAGAAGAUCGUGGACCCUGCAGAGAUGCUGCAGAUCAUCGGUCACUGAGGCAGCAGUGGUGGGAGAGUGGCACUGCUCCAGUGGUACCAUCCUGGGGCAGCACCAGUGCAUCAUGAGCAGAGCCUGGGAGCACAGGGCUUGUGUCUGGGGCUGGAGGUGGCUCUGGAGGGGUGUGUGACACUGGGGCCUCUCUGGUAACAAUGAACUCUGGGGUUCCCAAUGUGUCAAGACCUGAGGCUGCUGGUUGGCCCCACAUCCCUGCAGCCAACUGCCUUUCCUGGGGGUGAUUCUUGUCUGUCUUUGAAGCAUUAGUGAAUCAUGCAGUGCAGGUAAGGGGAGGUGUGUGUGCACCUGAGGACUCCUGGCCAGCCACUUUCCACAGUGAGUCGCAUGGAGAAACUUCCUGUGUCUUGCUGCCUCCCCUUUAAGCCAAAUGGGUUUGUUGCCUUGUCAUUCAUGCCAGAGCAGGCAUCUUUUAAUAAUGAUUGUUUUUUUAAAUAAACUCUUCCAGGGAAGCCAAAAUGAA
Molecule: messenger RNA, 2200 nt
Organism: Catharus ustulatus (Swainson's thrush)
Lineage: Eukaryota; Metazoa; Chordata; Aves; Passeriformes; Turdidae
Gene: FDXR
Product: ferredoxin reductase
Exons: 12
Coding region: 295-1722 (475 amino acids)
Biological process (GO): ubiquinone biosynthetic process
Cellular component (GO): mitochondrion
Source: RefSeq, a predicted model, not a curated record